AUGCCGGGCUGGGGGGCACCCCGCAGCAGCCCCCAACGCCCACCUUGCUGGGAAGGGACCGGGACAGCCUCCAAAUCCUCCCCGGGCUUGGCGGGGACCGCGGCAUCUCCUAAUCCCUCCUCGGGUAGCAGGGGGGCCGCGGCAGCCCCGUCCAGCCCCCAGGAGCCGGCAGCGGCGGGGGCUCGGUGGGUUCGGUGCCGAUCCCGGCUCAGCCCAGCCCGGCUCAGCUCCCCCCGACGGCCGCCGCCCGCGGCGCUCCCCAGCCCAUCGCGCAGCGCCGGGCAGCUCCAACCUGUCCCCUUCUCUUCUUCCUCCUCCUCCUUCUCCUCCUCCUCGCUCUCCACCCCUUCCACCCCCCCGGCCCGAUUUGGGCAGCGGCGCGCCCGGCGCUGCCGGCAGAGCCGCCGUGUGCGGGCGCGGCGCCGGAGGCAGCUCGGCCCCGGGGGGGCUGCGGCGAGGCAGGAGCGACCCCCCCGAGCCCCCGGCCCGGCCGCCUGCCCCUCCGCCUGCUACUGCGUGGCCACCCCGGAGCUGGUGCAGUGCCGCUACGAGAGGCUGGAGGAGCCCCCGAGGGAGCUGCCGGCCGCCGUCCAGAACCUCAGCAUCGCCGGCAGCAACCUGAGCGUCCUGUCCCGCGCCGCCUUCGCCGCCCGCCCGCUGCGCGACCUCCGCCUGCUCCGCCUGCGCCACGACAACAUCCACACCAUCGAGGACAUGGCCCUGCAGGGCCUGCCCGCCCUGCGCACCCUCGACCUGAGCCACAACCCGCUGCUCUCGGUGGCCGCCGGCGCCUUCGCCGGGGUGCCGCUGCUGCGCACGCUGCAGCUGAACCAGGCGCUGCUGGCGGCCCCGCUCGAGGAGCAGCUCGCCCUGGCCAUGCGCAACCUCAGCCUGCGGCGCCUGGAGCUGGCGGGCAACGCGCUGCAGGCGCUGCCGGCCGCCCUGCUGCCGCCCGGCCUGGAGGAGCUGGACCUGCGCAACAACUCGCUGCAGCGGCUGGCGGCCGCCGAGCUGCGCAGCCUGGACGCGCCGGAGCUGCGGGGGCUGCGCCUCAGCCUGGGCUCCAACCCGCUGAGCUGCGACUGCGGCCUGCGGCCCUUCCUGGCCUGGCUGCGCGCCGCCGCCGCCCGCGUGCUCGACGCGCGGAGCCUGCGCUGCGCGGGGCCGCCGGGGCUGCGCGGCACCGUGCUGCUCCGCCUGCGGCCCGAGGCGCUGGCCUGCGCCCGCGGCGACGGCGGCGAGCCCGGCGAGCUGGAGACCGCCUCCUACGUCUUCUUCGGCAUCGUCCUGGCGCUCAUCGGCGUCGUCUUCCUCAUGGUGCUCUACCUGAACCGCCGCGGCAUCAAGCGCUGGCUGCACAACCUGCGCGAGGCCUGCCGCGACCAGAUGGAGGGCUACCACUACCGCUACGAGCAGGACGCCGACCCGCGCUGCGCCGGCACCCCCGGCCUCUGACGGCGCCCCCGGCACCCGGCCCGGCCCCUGCGGCCUCGGCCCCUCGACGCCUCCGCGCCCGGCCCCGGCCCGUCCGUCCCCUUGCCGCGGCACCGCCGAAAAUCGGUCUGUGAGGACGAGCCGGC
This is a messenger RNA of Pyrgilauda ruficollis (rufous-necked snowfinch), 1580 nucleotides long. It is a transcript of the gene TPBGL, whose product is annotated as trophoblast glycoprotein like. Lineage: Eukaryota; Metazoa; Chordata; Aves; Passeriformes; Passeridae. Gene Ontology annotation, molecular function: protein binding. Gene Ontology annotation, biological process: negative regulation of canonical Wnt signaling pathway. The transcript is spliced from 3 exons. The coding region runs from base 1 to 1455 and encodes 484 amino acids. The record is from RefSeq and is a predicted model, not a curated record. Gene Ontology annotation, cellular component: plasma membrane.